AUGAAGAAGGGAUUCCCUUCCAGCUGGGCCGGCAAUCUAGACCCUAUACGUGGACAGGAUAAUGCUCUUGGGAUGCAGAGACCGAGUGGGGAAUAUGUUAAGAAAAAAUAUCGAGAGGGUAUCGGGGAGAAGAUAGCGCCGGAUGCGUCUGGGAACCAGAAGAAGAAAAAGCUCAACGACGAGGAGAAGAGAGAGUGCUAG
This is a messenger RNA of Paracoccidioides brasiliensis Pb18, 201 nucleotides long. RefSeq lists its product as uncharacterized. The transcript has a single exon. The record is from RefSeq and is a predicted model, not a curated record. The coding region runs from base 1 to 201 and encodes 66 amino acids.